AUGGGUGAGAACGUUCUCUGGGACGACGUGGGCGGCGGCGGUCACCGCAGCCCCCCCCGCCUCGGCGGCGGCGUCGGUCGCGACGAUGCUGUCGGCGAGCUGUUCGGCGGUGCCUGCGACUACGACAGCGACAACCCCUUCGAGCGGAAGCGCGGACUGCAGCUGCGGACCUCGCACUACGCACCAGCGGCGGCGGGCGACACCGUGCACGCAGAGCUGCACCGCAAAAGCUCGGGGCCGCGAACCAACGGGAGGGCGCUACGGCUCGUGCACGAGCAGGAGCGCCUCGACGAGCUCGAGUCCGUCGGGAAGGGCGCCCUCGAGGCGGCCGAGUUCGACCCACUCUACGGCAAUGAGCGGCUCUCCGCCUGGCGAGACAUCGGCGCGAGCCGGCAGACGCUGCGCUGGCUCGGCGAGGGCGUACGCGUGCCGUGGAACGAGAGGGGACCACCUCUCCCGUUCCACCACGGCGUGGGCAGCUUCUCGCCGAACGAGCGAGCGUGGCUGACGCAGGAACGCGACCGCUGCCUCGGCACAGGCGCGUGGCGUCGGGCGACUCGUUGCGACUACGUCUCUCGAGCCUUCGUGGUGUGGCACAAGGGCAAGCCGCGCCUCGUGAUCGACCUGCGGUGGGUGAACGAGCACGUGGAGAAGCGCAGCUGCAAGUUCGAGUCGCUGGCGACGCUACGGCGGCUCGCGAGGCGGCAUGACUUCAUGUUCUCACUCGACCUGACCGACGCCUACCACCACAUCGGCGUGCACGAGUCGGACGUCGACUACUUCACCUUCGCGGUGAUGCGCGACGUGGUGCGCUAUCUGCGCAACCCGGAUGCGGCGGCCAGGCCGCGCUACGGGCAGCGGCGGCGCCACUCGGGCGUGCACCGCGGCGUGCGGACGCUCCCGUGGCUCGACGACUUCGCUUUCUUCGUACGGGGCGUGCGGGCGGACCACCCGGAGUACGGCGCGAUGCUGGAGGCGGCUCGCGCCGAGAGCAUGCGUGUCGCGCCCAGCGAGCGGACAACCACGGGUCUCGGAUGCUUUCCCGGACGCGAGCCCUCCGUGCGAGUGGCGGACCCGGAGGCGGCCGGCCCAGCUCACCCCCAGAGAGGCCAUGGCCAGGGUCAGGCAUAA
Emiliania huxleyi CCMP1516 is the source of this 1131-nucleotide messenger RNA. RefSeq lists its product as hypothetical. The transcript is spliced from 7 exons. Lineage: Eukaryota; Haptophyta; Isochrysidales; Noelaerhabdaceae. The coding region runs from base 1 to 1131 and encodes 376 amino acids. The record is from RefSeq and is a predicted model, not a curated record.